AUGACAAGCACAUCGGAGAAUUCUCUACGAGAUAUCGAGAAGUUUCGAGCGUCGGUGCGUUGCGCGUUCGAUUUGUACGAGACGAGCAGCGCGUUGUUGAGCUACGCGUUCGGACCGCGAGAAUUGAUUGACGUUGUUCAACGCGCGUGCGAAGACGAGAGCCUCGUGAAGCAAUGCACUGAGCUUCUGCUCAAUGUCGUCGAUUGGCUGAACGAGGAGAUCACAGUGAUGGCGAGCAAAAUGGAGCAAGUCGGAUUGACAUCAGCGGAGUUUGGCGAGUUUCGUGAGCGCCUCAUCCUAUUGUACGAGGUUGAUCGAGCGGUGAAUGCGUGCGACGAUCUCAUCACAUCCGAAAUGCAAGAGAUGCUGAAUUCGACGAUCGACGCCGUGUUGAGCGCCUAUCAAUCGACGAAAUCGCACGAUGUGAGCCAAUGGAAACGCCUCAAAACGCCGUAUUAUCAGUUUUUCACAAAGCAAUCGAGUACGCUGUCACAAGAGAAUCUGGCGAGUCCGCCGCAGAUCUACGCGCGCGAGGACGGUGUCGUUUCGUCGAUCGCGUUCGAGAAAGCGCGCAACGAUGUCGACGGCAAGAAAUGCGUGUUCGUGAGUCGCCUCGUGAGAAUCCUCAACGGGAUUCGCGCCGACGCGAAAUUCGACAUUGAAGGGAUGCGCGAGAUCGUCGCCGCGAGCGCGACAUUCACGAUUGACGAUCGAGACGCCGAAGAGAUUUUCGACAGAUUUUUGAGCGUUUGGGACUCGACGUUGGAGCUGAAAAAACGCGACGAGCCGUAUUUGUUCGUGGAAAUGUUGCGCAAAUUUUUCGCGCAACUCUCGCCGACGAAAAAGAACGCGAUUGCCGGCAUGCUGUUGGCGAAGUACAACGAGACGGAGCAUUUGUUGCCGAAUUUGGAGAAUUUCAUUCGAAACUAUCAGCAACAGCUCACCGAGUUGCUCAAUCGAUUGCCGCAUGAUCAUCAGAAGUUGACGACGGAAGCCGACAAAUUUGAGGAGCUCAAAAAUCAGAUGGCCUGGUUUCUGUUGGCGACACCCGUCACAUGCCUUCAUCAGCUUCUUCAACUCUGCAUCACCAACAAGGGAUUCGUGCCGGCCGUCGUGAAAGUGUGCCGCGCGAUUCCGGUGCUGUUCGAGGCGCGCGUGUUCGCCACCAACGGCGACGACGGCGUCGAGCAGCACACGCCCGAGCCGGUGCUCAUCAUCAAUUUGAGGCGCAUCUUCAAAAUCGGCUCGCUGAAUUGGCGAAGUCUCGACGAAUGGAACAACGCCGCUUAUUUGGCGUUGUCGUUCGCGAAAAAACGCAAAGGCAAACUCGACGACGAUCCGCCGCUUCUGAAUCCCUACGAUUUGAUUCAACUCGUCGUCGAGGAGCUCGUGCGCGUCAACAAUGGAAAACAUCGAAUCGGCGCGGCGAUAUUCGCGAAAAUGCUGUCGAGGCUAUUCGCGAACAACGCCAAUAACAAGGAAGUGGCGACGUACAAAUGGGCGACGAGUUUGAAUCAGCCGAAACGUUUGAUUGAGCUUCACCCGAUUCGAAUUCCCAUUCCGAUUUCAGAGGACGACACCGUUCCGACGCCCGAGCUCAUCCUUCUUCUGUAUGACAUUCUCAUGGAGAAUGAUGGACAUGAGACGUCGGAGCAUUGCCGCGACACGAUUCGAUCGAUCGGCUUCAGACUCGAAGAAGAGCAAAUUCGAUUCGAUGAUGAGACGAUUGAGUUUUUCGCGAUGAAACGAUUCAACAAUGGUCAAUGGUGGAUCAAAUAUUCGAUUUUUGUAUGGCUCAAUUAUGCGUUGAAUUCGCCGAAGCUUCAGGUUCCGUCUGGAAUCUACACGGCACUUGCCGAAUCGGAGAAUGACGAUUUCGAGCCGAUAAUUAGCAGCGAGCAAUCAUCGGCGGCCGAAUGCUAUUUGAGGAGCUUGUUCGAGCUCGGAUUGUUCGACGUCGAGCUCGCCAUCGAGCUCGUCAAUCGCGGCUUCGACGUGCGUCUCGAUGAAGAUGAGUCGGUUCAUCGGAUGGCGAUGGCGCUUGUCGAUUGCUACGGCAAAAAGUUUAGCCAGAAGAAGGCGAGCGCGCAAAUCGCCGAGCUGCUGCGACGCAUGUUGGACGUGUUCGAUCCGACGCGAUUCUUCAAACGAUUGGAGUCGUGGUCGGCGUCGAUGUUCGAGGGAUUGAAAUCGAUCGAUCAUUUGUUGUUGUUGUCGCGAGCGGUCAAAAUCGCGUUUGAAAGGAAGAAUUCGAUGUUCGUCCGCGACACUUCGGCGAUUCCGGCGCGUGGAUUCGAAGAAAUUGAAGGCGUCGAGCAGAUUGCCACACAGCUUCUUGACGUCUUCUGCGAGACAUCGAAAAAAUUGAUCGACGAUGAGUAUAUAAGCGUUUCACAGUAUCGAGAAGAGACGAGAAAGGCGUUGUUUGAGACGAAAGAAGCGCGACCGGAAAUAUGGAAGAUGAAGGCGCUUCUUGAGCGACGCGAGCAGAAGCUCAUGUUCCAGAUGAACGCGAUAUUCGAGGAGGCGGUGUGUUUCACUCGUCAAAUGCAGCAGAUUCCGACGAAAUUGCACAUUCUGUUGGUGACGAUUGUCGAGAAGAUGCCGCUGAUGCAAAAGUUUGCGACGAACAAAGUUUUGGAUGAGAUGAUCACCGAAAAAUCGACGAAACAAACCGUGUACGCCUACGCGCAAUCGUUGCCGCCGCCAAUUGCCGAGCCGGCGGAGUCGACGACGACGGUUGAGCCGAUGGUGCGCGCUCAGUGUGGCGUCGACGGCGAUGAUCGCGUUGCGGCGUGUUCGAAAUCGUCGGCGGAGCAGCAGGUUGCGCGCAACACGGUGGUGGUGAAGCCGCAAAUGCAGCAGCAGCAGCAGCAUAGCGUCGAGAAUCGAAUGUUCAAUAAUGGCGCCAACAACUUUUCGUCGAGGCGAUCCCAACAGCAGCCGCAGCAGCAGCAGCAACAGUCGGAGAAUCAUUAUUCGCGGAAUGAGACGAGCUCUCGUCACCACUACCGUAAUCCGGCAGCCUCCGGCUAUCGGAAUCGUUCGCGACAGCGCAAUUCGCUGAAAGACCCGCACAAUUUGUACGCGUCGGAUCGCGAGGCGUUCAAUCGGCGACAGCGCGAGUUCAGCGGUGGCAGUCGACACAACAGCUAUCGAAGCAAUGAUUUCUAUGAGAACGACGAUGACGGAUAUUCGCAAUAUCACAAUUCGACAUAUCGAGAAUACGACAAAUAUCAGGAAUCGAAAUCGGGGUACAAGUCGAGGAAUGCGAAGCCGUUUUCGGACAUUCCCAAAGAAAUGACCAUAAACCCGUAUAUGUUGCUACUACUCUUACCGCUGCUGUUCGCCGGCCGCACAUCAUCAAUAACCAUCGACGAAAUGCUCGUCACUAAUAAAUAUAUGUUCAUUUCUCAGCACGGGUGCAUCACCCAAUUCGAGGCCGAAAUCUCGCCGGGAUUAUGUCCGCAGGUGAUGCAAAAACCGCCAGCGAGCAUCAAGUCGUGCAGCUCGGACAAUCGCAUUCAUUUGUUGCGCGAUUUGGACGGCGUUCAUGCGCCCAAAUUGGGAAUGUUCGCGAGUUCGGACAAUCGUCGAGGACAGGUCGUGUUUCGUGUGUUCAAUUUGAAUGAAACUGGAAUGUGGAAUAGCGGGAUGACGAAUCGCAAAUACGGCUACUAUGUUCAUCCGGAAUACUCGUCGAGCUCGGUUAUAAUGACGUUCCCCGUCGAAUUCAAUGAUAUCAGCACCAUUUAUGAUCCGAUGCAACGUUUAAUGUAUGUGUUUUACACAUUGCCGGGACCUGAGAGUCGUGGAAUAGUCGAAUUUCACUAUUUGCGAGGCCUAUUUGAUGAGAAUGAUAAGCCGCUGAUGCUGCCGAUGACGAGAACCGUCGGAUUCGGAAUGGGCAAACUCAACAUGCACAUUCGUAACUCACAACGAUUUGCGUGGACCGAAGACGCCUACACGAGACGCGUGUUUUACAAGGAGAUCGUCGAUGGCAAAUUGGUGACGUUUAUGGUCCCAAUGGACAGUAUCAUGUCGACGUUUAUUGAUGGUGCCGCUGGCAAACGGAUCGCCUCCACUGAAGAGAAUCGCGAUUUUUACGCGAUCAACGGCGGAAUCAACGCGUAUCGAGUCGUCGAGGAUGGCUCGUCGAUUGUGAAGACCUAUUUUAGCCCCACAAACAGCUCAUUGACGACAAAAGGAAUGACGUGCUCGCAUGAGACGGACUCGAAGACGCUGAGCUGGAUGACGUCGUUGUUGGUGAUUCGCGAUCGCGAUUAUUGCCUUCUCAAAUACGCGAGUCAGGCGAAACGCGAGAUGUGUGAGCACGAGCGAUUGGAUUGGCUCGAAAUGAAUGGAUUGCUGGAUCGUACCGAGGAGGACACCGUCAAAUGGCUCAUCAUCACCAUUGUGAUAUUGCUCAUGAUCAUCGUCCUUCUGCUCGUCUAUGUCUAUUGGCUGCGCUCGACGUUUGCGGCGCCCGACGACCGAAUCGCGCAGAACGAGUAUGAGCAAGAGGCGUCGUUGUUCGUGUCGAAGCAGCGCAGUUUUCCGUCCGUCUAUCCGGAUCCGGCGUUGUUGGACGUGUCGGUCGACAAAUGGAAUUAG
Caenorhabditis bovis is the source of this 4614-nucleotide messenger RNA. NCBI's taxonomy places the organism in Eukaryota, Metazoa, Nematoda, Chromadorea, Rhabditida, Rhabditidae. The record is from the annotation of a GenBank genome assembly.